Molecule: messenger RNA, 4612 nt
Organism: Saccostrea cuccullata (small rock oyster)
Lineage: Eukaryota; Metazoa; Mollusca; Bivalvia; Ostreida; Ostreidae
Product: deleted in malignant brain tumors 1 protein-like
Exons: 34
Coding region: 6-4337 (1443 amino acids)
Cellular component (GO): membrane
Molecular function (GO): calcium ion binding
Source: RefSeq, a predicted model, not a curated record
AGGAUAUGGGGCGUCAUUCAAUACUGUCUAUUAUUUGUUACUGCAUCAUUAUAGGUGGAUUGUCAUUUACCUUUACAAAAGGAUCACCCUGUGGAUUGCGUUUCACGUCUUAUAAUGGACAAAUUACAAGUCCAAACUACCCUUCAAGUUAUUCUAGUAAUCUAGAUUGUAAAUGGACAAUUGUUCGCCAUACGGAUCAAGAAAUUUUUCUGAGCAUACGCGAUUUUACCACUGAGUCAUGCUGCGAUAGACUGAUAAUUACCGAUAGAAAUACUGGACAUCAAAUAGCAAAAUUGAGAGGCAACUGCUCUGUUGUUGGAGAUGGAUGGUUCUCCACCUCUUCUAACAAUAUCGAGCUUCAUUUUAUAACAGAUGGUUCUGUGAACAAUCAAGGAUUUCAUAUAACAUUUAAGUCACAGAGCAGAUAUUCAGUGACUGUGCCCGAUAUUCCUACAACUAGUUUUGUUUGUGAUGGAAAGACAAUUCCUGAAGUAAAUGCCACGACAACAUAUGGAAUUACAGGGGAUGUUACAACUCACGAGACGACCUAUGGGCCAAGAUUUACAAUUGGUUAUUCACAUAAUGUGAGAUUUGAAUACGGAUCCUAUGGUCGAGUAUCAUUAUAUGGACAGGAGAUAUGCUAUACAGGUGUGACCUACCAAACUGGAGUAGCUCUUUGUCGAUCAAAAGGAUAUUCCUUCAGCUCUUUCAAUAGUGUCUCCCCAAGAAACUACUAUUAUAAUGCCUAUGAAAUCCAGUGUUAUUCUUCGUACAUCAAUGACUGUUACUUUCGAGAGCGUACUCCCUGUUCGAGUGUAUUGUAUUUAAACUGCUACAGUUCUUCAACUACAGAAAGUUUUACAAGGACAUGGCGUGAAACUUCAGCAGAUUAUACUAUUGAAUCUGUGGAUGUACGAAUCGAAUAUGGAUCCUAUGGUCGUAUUUAUGUCGAGGGACAGGAAGUUUGUAGCUCAACCUACAAUUAUCGUUACGGGGAGGUGUUAUGUCGUGCUAAAGGAUAUCCUUUUUCUUCUUCCUUCUCAAGUGUAACACCACGUGAUCACUAUAACACCGUUAACAUUAGGUGUUAUUCUGAUUACCUCUCCAGCUGCAGCAAGGAAUUCCGAUAUAAUUACUGCUCAAGUGUUGUGGUCCUUUAUUGUUACGAAGACACGACAACUCAAGCACCAGUAUAUACUUCAGAAUAUCCAGGCGUAUCCGUAGGUUACUCAAAUGUGUAUAUCCAACAUGGAAUGUAUGGAAGAGUAUACAUUGAUGGUACUGAGGUUUGUGCUGAUGACAUAACAUACCAGACACGUGAAACCUUUUGUCUGUCAAAAGGAUAUGGUUACUACUCUUAUAACAGUUACAAUGCAAACCAGCACUACCGGACCAUUGAAGUCAACUGCUCAAAUGCAUACUUAAAAAGCUGUUCUGCAGAAUAUAGACCCCGAUACUGCUCAAGGACCUUGUACCUAACCUGUGGUCAUGCCUCUACAGAAAGAUAUUACACAAAAUGGCUUGAAACAACAACAGAUUCUUCAAUCGACUCUGUGGAUGUACGAAUCGAGUAUGGAACCAAUGGUCGAGUUUACAUAAAAGGACACGAAGUUUGCACUUCAACAUAUAAUUAUCGGUCAGGAGAGGCACUAUGCCGUUCCAAAGGAUAUUUUUACAGUACAUAUACAAGUACAUCUGCUCGGAACCAUUACAACACUUAUGAAAUAAGCUGUUCCUCUGGUUAUUUGCCUAACUGCAGCAAGGGAUUCCGAUACAAUUACUGUUCAAGUGUGAUUUACAUUUAUUGUCACGAGGCCACGACAUCAACACAACAAACAACUAUGGAAUAUUCAGGUGUUUCAAUAGGUUACUCCAGUGUGUACAUGGAACACGGAAAGUAUGGUAGAGUGUAUGUUAAUGGUUUUGAGGUUUGUGCUGAUGGAGUAACUAACCAGACAUAUGAAGCACUUUGUCAGUCAAAGGGAUACCACUUCUACUCAUAUAACAGUUCUUAUGCAAAUAAUCCCUACCGGACACUGGACAUUAAUUGCUCAGAUACACACAUAGACAGCUGUUCCGCAGAAUACAGAUCCCAAUACUGUUGGAAUGCCUUGUACCUGGACUGUGAUUCUCUUGGAAUAAGACUUAUGGGAACUGGGUAUCCAUGGGAGGGUACUAUAGAGAUCCUUCAUAACGGCCAGUGGGGAACCAUAUGUGACGACAGCUUUGAUAAACAAGAUGGUGACGUCAUUUGUAGGAUGUUGGGGUAUUCUCACUCAAGAUACACUUACCAGAGUGCCCGUUAUGGACAAGGAAGCGGCCCAAUAUGGUUGGAUAACUUAGAUUGCAAUGGAUAUGAGAGUGACGUAGCUUACUGUAGUUCCAAUGGUUGGGGAAGGCAUAAUUGUGGGCACUCGGAGGAUGCAGGAGUUUACUGUACUAAUUCCACGGAAUACGAAACUACCCCAUACGACCCUUGUAGUAGACAUCAAUGCUACAACGGUGGAACGUGUUUUGUACGAAACAACGGUUAUCCUGAGUACUACUGUAUUUGUCCAAACGGAUACACCGGGUCAAACUGCUACUACGAGGCAACGACUUUUGAUCCUUGCUAUGGAUAUCCAUGCCGUCAUGGUGGUACGUGUUAUCGCAACUAUGGUUACCCAGGAUACUACUGCACAUGUGCAAAUGGAUAUACCGGUCAACACUGUGAUACCUCUGUCGGAAUAAGACUUCUGGGAACUGUGUAUCCAUGGGCGGGUACUAUAGAGAUCCUACACAACGGUCAAUGGGGAACCAUAUGUGACGACAGCUUUGAUAAACAAGAUGGUGACGUCAUUUGUAGAAUGUUGGGAUAUUCUCAAUCCAGAUACACUUACCAUAAUGCCCGCUACGGACAAGGGAGCGGCCCAAUAUGGUUGGAUAACCUAGGUUGCAAUGGAUAUGAGAGUGACGUAGCUUACUGUAGUUCAAAUGGAUGGGGGAGGCAUGAUUGUGGGCACUCGGAGGAUGCCGGAGUCUACUGUACUAAUUCCACGGAAUACGAAACUACCCCAUACGAUCCCUGUAGUAGAUAUCAAUGCUACAAUGGUGGAACGUGUUUUGUUCGAAACAAUGGCUAUCCUGAGUACUACUGUAUUUGUCCAAGCGGAUACACCGGGUCAAACUGCUUAAGCUACUACGAGAUAUCGACUUUUGAUCCUUGUUAUGGAUAUCCCUGUCGUCAUGGCGGUACGUGUUAUCGCAACUAUGGUUACCAAGGAUACUACUGCGCAUGUGCAAAUGGAUAUACCGGCCAACACUGUGAUACAUCUGUCGGUUUCUCAGCAGAAAAUUCCAUCUCCGUUGCAUGUACGGAUAAUACCUGGGACAUUUCCGUUUACCUGCCUCCUUUUUACAACAGGUACUCCGACUUCAACCCCAAUGACAUUUAUUUAGGAACUGAUAGCUGCACUGGGUAUGUGAAUGGAAAUUACCUGCACUUCCGGUCUGAUUAUUCAGCCUGUGACACGACAAUAAGGACGUUAACCGAUCAUGUCGUGUAUACCAAUCAAUUAGUAUAUGCCCUUCACGAUCCAAACCAUCAUUACAUUAUACAUGAAUAUCGAUUCCGUGUUCCUGUGGAUUGCUAUUUGAAAAGAAAUGAAGCAGGAUCGGGUCAUUUUAAUCAUGGCCAUGACGUCACAAUGCCUUCAGCUCAUCACGUGACAGGAUCGACGCAUCAUAGUGUUCAUAUACAGUUUUAUACUGAUUCUACAUUCAGAUACACAAAACCUUUAUAUGGAUCCAGAGUAGGCGACAGGGUAUACGUUAAGGCCUAUACUGAUGUAAGAGACUACAAUCUUAAAAUGAGAAUUUCAGAUUGCUUUACAACGCCUACUCCAUCUGAAUUCUCUAGUAUGAAAUAUUUCAUCAUUCAAAACGGAUGUGUAAUUGAUCCUAAUGCAAGAAUCCUUUCACAAACAACACACGAAACAAGGUUUUAUUUCCAAGAUUUCGAAUACUCCACCAAUCAUGACUCUCUAUAUCUUCACUGCAAUGCUACGUUUUGUAAAUCAAAUGACUAUAGCGCUUCAUGUGAGCAAGCUUGUAGUCAUCCGAGGAAAAGAGUAGGAGGGGGUGACAUUAUUGAUAGAGGUCCAGUGGAGUCCAUGGCUGUCAAUGAAGCUGUAAGAUUAACUAAAGCUGAUGACAUUGGAAGUUCAAGCAGUAGAGGAAGUUCUACUGUGAUAGCGAUUCUGUCGGUAAUAUUUGGAAUAAUCCUAAUAACCGUAGUAACCUUCAUGGUUCUAGGAAAGAUAAAGAGAAUCAGGCAAAAGAAAACACAAGUUGUUUAAAAUAAAACAAUGCAGGGUUUGCAGCGAUUCCAAGUGAUCAUUCGUCUUAGAUACUUUGAACACUUUUCUUCUAAUAAAUAUGUAAUUCAUAUUCAAAAAUAUUUGAUUUCUUUCAACACGAUUGUAUUUAGUGCCAAGUGUGUAAAAUUCCUUGAAACUAAAAUCUCAGUAUUUCAAAGUCAUAUUGUUGACUAGUUAAAUCCUAAUUUGAAAUGGGAUUUACUCAGUCCUUUCAUACUUGAUUGUUAUUUGAAAUAUUACAAUGUGAGAACUGU